AAAGAGCAUAGAGGCUAAUAAGAAAAUCCAAGCCAAAUCCCCUUAUCACUUCAUUUUCCCCUCUUACAGUUGCCAUGGCAGCUCUCAAUCUUCCUUCUUUUUCCAAAACCUUAAACCCUAAUUCUCAAUUCCAAAACCUCCCUAAAACCCCAACUUUUCUUCUUUCUCUUUCCUACCCUUUUCUCACAACCUCUCUCUCUUCAAUUCCACCAGCAAAAAGUUCAAGAUUCCCAGUUGUAAGAGCCAUUUCUGAUGGGGAAUACUCUUCAAAGAGGAGCAGUAACAGUGAUGAAAGGGAAACUAUUAUGUUACCUGGAUGUGAUUAUAACCACUGGCUUAUUGUCAUGGAGUUCCCUAAAGACCCUGCUCCUACUAGAGAACAGAUGAUUGAUACUUAUCUUGACACUCUUGCCACCGUUCUUGGAAGUAUGGAAGAGGCAAAGAAGAACAUGUAUGCCUUUAGUACUACCACUUACACUGGUUUUCAGUGCACUGUAUCUGAAGAAACAUCAGAGAAGUUUAAGGGUCUACCUGGAGUUCUGUGGGUCCUGCCUGAUUCUUAUAUAGAUGUGAAGAACAAGGACUAUGGAGGAGAUAAGUACAUCAAUGGAGAAAUAAUUCCUUGUCAGUAUCCUACUUACCAACCCAAGCAGGCUAACAGAACAAGAAGCAAGAGUAAAGCAUAUGUAAGAAGAAGAGAUGGUCCUCCGCCUGAACGAACAAGACAAGCAGCAGCUCCCGAGUCUUCCUCCUAAAACUAUAAUGGUGCAUUUUGUAAGUGCCUUAGUCUUUUUCUUGACACUCACUAAAGAAACAUAGAACUCGCAGUUUUAUCUCAUUU
Messenger RNA from Solanum verrucosum, 841 nucleotides. RefSeq names its product DAG protein, chloroplastic. Lineage: Eukaryota; Viridiplantae; Streptophyta; Magnoliopsida; Solanales; Solanaceae. Bases 75 to 755 code for a protein of 226 amino acids. The record is from RefSeq and is a predicted model, not a curated record. Gene Ontology annotation, cellular component: chloroplast. Gene Ontology annotation, biological process: cytidine to uridine editing; chloroplast RNA modification. The transcript has 4 exons.